Messenger RNA from Schistocerca americana (American grasshopper), 1321 nucleotides. RefSeq names its product LIX1-like protein (gene lft). Gene Ontology annotation, biological process: autophagosome maturation. Gene Ontology annotation, cellular component: cytoplasm. The record is from RefSeq and is a predicted model, not a curated record. NCBI's taxonomy places the organism in Eukaryota, Metazoa, Arthropoda, Insecta, Orthoptera, Acrididae. Bases 67 to 750 code for a protein of 227 amino acids. The transcript is spliced from 4 exons.
GACGCCGAAGGCGACGACUGCGCCGUCAGAGUGAACGUGGUGGAGGCGCUGCAGGAGUUCUGGCAGAUGAAGCAGGCGCGCGGCGCCGACCUGCGCAACGGCGCGCUCGUCAUCUACGAGUCGGUGCCCGCCUCCAGCCCGCCCUACGUCUGCUACGUCACGCUGCCCGGCGGCUCCUGCUUCGGAAGCUUCCAGAACUGCCCGACGAAAGCGGAGGCGCGGCGCAGCGCGGCCAAGAUCGCGCUCAUGAACUCCGUGUUCAACGAGCACCCGUCGCGCCGCAUCUCCGACGACUUCAUCGAGAAGGCGGUCGCGGAGGCGCGCGCCUCCUUCAAGGGUGACCCAGAGGAGGCGGACAACCCCAACACUGGCAUCGGCGCCUUCCGGUUCAUGCUGGAGACGAACAAGGGGCGCACAAUGCUGGAGUUCCAGGAGCUGAUGACAGUGUUCCAGCUGCUGCACUGGAACGGCUCGCUGAAGGCGAUGCGCGAGCGGCAGUGCUCGCGGCAGGAGGUGGUGGCGCACUACUCGAACCGCGCGCUGGACGACGACAUGCGUUCGCAGAUGGCGCUGGACUGGAUCGCGCGCGAGCAGGAGAACGCGGGCGCGCUGAGCCGCGAGCUGCGGCAGGCCGAGCGCGAGCUGGACGCGGCGCGCCUCGCCGGCCGCGAGCUGCGCUUCCCCAAGGAGAAGAAGGACAUCCUGAUGCUGGCGCACUCGCAGGCCGGCGCCGGCUCGCUGCACAGCUAGGCCGGCCGCCGCCCCCACCCCGCCCUGCACUGCCCGCCGCGUCGUCUGCGCAGCUCCCGCCCUCGACAGCUUCGAUCCGCACAGUAACAAUCGUACCUUCUUCCGAAACAAUCGAGUGCUCUUCAUUACUUAUGCAGUGGCUCCAUUCUUUAGUUUUUUGGAUCUCAUCUUCAUAUCUUCUGCUACGGUUGUUUGGAUGACCUAUCCUUCUCCUCUGGCUACCAUACCUAACUCACUGGAUGUCCUCUUCAUGUUCUCUAGCUACCAUACUUAACUCAUUGUUUGUAUAUCCUCUCCGUAAGCUCUGCACACCAUACCUAAAUCAUGUUUGGAUGCUUGUAUCCUCUGGCUCCCGUACCAAAGUCAUUGUCUACAUGCCUCUCCAUACAUUCCAGCAAGCCGCUCCAUACACUCCAGCAGUCAUAUGUAACUCAUAGUUUGGAUAUCCUCUCCAUAUCCUCUGGCUACCCAUACCUCGUUGUUUGUAUGUCCCCUCCAUAUCCUCUGCCUACCAUACAUAACUCAUUGUUUGUACGUCCAGUCCAUAUCCUCUAACAUACUUCACUUAUUA